AUGAAUAGAUUUGAUCAAUCUAAGCACGAUAAAGAGGACGACAACAAUGCCAGGGGAAAUUGUACCAAACAGAGUAAAAUACUGGAAUUGGACUUGGACUAUUUGGAGAGAGGCGGAGGGGGCACCAUGGCAGUGGGGGGCGCGCCCAGUGUGGAACCGAGCCCGGAUAGCCUCGAUCUCAUCAAAGUCGUGCUGCUGGGGGCGCCCGCGGUCGGGAAAACUAGUAUUAUCCAGCAAUUCGUCUGGAGUGAUUUCUCAGAAGAAUAUAUCCCAACCGACCGAAAACACACCUUCUACCCAUCGGUGAUCAUCAACGAACAUUUAUACGAAGUCAAGAUCACAGACGUUCCUGUCAUACCGUAUUUUCCCAUCAAUUCUUACUAUGAAUGGGCUCAUUACCGUUUUUACGGACUCCGAAACGCUACAGCGUACAUCUUAGUGUUCGAUCUUUCAAACGUUGAAACAUUUCAGUAUAUACGAACGCUUCGAGACCAAAUGAUAGAAAGCAGAGAUAUGAGAAAUGUUCCAGUACUCGUAGUUGGUAAUAAACAGGAUCUAUUAUGUAGUACAACACCAACUGCGGCUACUGGAUUGCAGCAAUUGGCAAUAGCUGAAAGUGCGUUCGGAGAUUCUAGAGAAAAAAGACGGAACAUAGUGAAUCUUGUACGUAAACAUUGGAAGUGUGGUUAUGUUGAAUGUUCAGCGAAAUACAAUUGGAGAGUUAUAGCAGUGUUUAAGGAACUAAUGGAGAUGAUAGAUGCUGUAGAAUGGAGUGGUGGUGGUAGAAAUGCAGAGCCUCCUCCAGAUUCCAAUAACGCAGGUGGUACAUCCCAUGAUAAUCGUUGUGUGGUUGUCUAGCGAUACUUGACGGUUCUGAAGGCUGCUUUGUUGGAACUUAGAAUGGUUUAUCAAAAAGUUUAUAAUAUUGUAAAAGGUUUAUGGGUAAUGUUUACGUUUAGGCAAAAC
Molecule: messenger RNA, 966 nt
Organism: Hyposmocoma kahamanoa
Lineage: Eukaryota; Metazoa; Arthropoda; Insecta; Lepidoptera; Cosmopterigidae
Product: ras-like protein family member 10B
Exons: 3
Coding region: 1-858 (285 amino acids)
Molecular function (GO): GTPase activity; GTP binding
Source: RefSeq, a predicted model, not a curated record